CUUUAAGUUUAGCUAGUCUGCAAAUAACUACAGAACACAAUAGAGUUCUCCGAGUCCUCCUCUCUCUCUCUCUCUCUCUCUCUCUCUCUCUCUCUCUCUCUCUCUCUCUCUCUCUCUCUCUCGCUCUCUCUCUCUCUCGCUCUCUCUCUCUCGCUCUCUCUUUUUCUUUUCCUGUUUCCAAAUGCCUUCUUCGAGGCUGAAGCUGGGCAGGUCUCCAAAGGUGCAGCAGCCACAACAAUCCCGCAGUUCAAAGUUAAGCAGCAGUUGCACAACUUCCAGCAACUUUCUCAGCAGGCUACUAAUGAGCUGAAAGCCAGGAACAUCCGAGAAGAGAAAGCUUCCAGCCCUCCUCCCUUCACCCUGGAAAUUCAGACAUCCCCACCCCGACUCCCAGAUCUCUUUAAGAUAAUUUCUUUAUUCACUUGCCCGACAGACCAUGGCUCCCUUUGGAAGAAACUUGCUAAAGACUCGGCAUAAAAACAGAUCUCCAACUAAAGACAUGGACUCAGAAGAGAAGGGAAUUGUGGUUUGGGUCUGCCAAGAAGAGAAGAUUGUCUGUGGGCUGACUAAACGCACCACAUCUGCUGAUGUCAUCCAGGCUUUGCUUGAGGAACACGAAGCUACUUUUGGAGAGAAACGAUUUCUUCUGGGGAAGCCCAGUGAUUACUGCAUCAUAGAGAAGUGGAGGGGCUCAGAACGGGUUCUUCCUCCACUAACUAGAAUCCUGAAGCUUUGGAAAGCAUGGGGAGAGGAGCAGUCCAAUAUGCAAUUCGUUUUGGUUAAAGCAGAUGCUUUUCUUCCAGUUCCUUUGUGGCGGACAGCUGAAGCCAAAUUAGUUCAAAACACAGAAAAACUCUGGGAGCUCACCCCAGCAAACUACAUGAAGACAUUGCCACCAGAUAAACAAAAAAGAAUCGUCAGAAAAACUUUCCGGAAACUGGCUAAAAUUAAGCAUGACACAGUUUCUCAUGAUAGAGAUAAUAUGGAGACAUUAGUUCAUCUGAUCAUCUCCCAGGACCAUACUAUUCAUCAGCAAGUCAAGAGAAUGAAAGAGCUGGAUCUGGAAAUUGAAAAGUGUGAAGCUAAGUUCCAUCUUGAUCGGGUAGAAAAUGAUGGAGAAAACUACGUUCAGGAUGCAUAUUUAAUGUCCGGUUUCAGUGAAACUGAGCAAAAUACAGACUUGCAAUAUGAGGAAAACCAGACUCUGGGGGACCUAAAUGAAAGUGAUGGAAUUGGACAGCUGGAAGAACAACUAAAAUAUUACCGAACACUCAUUGAUAAGCUCUCUGCUGAAAUAGAAAAAGAGGUAAAAAGUGUUUGCAUUGAUAUAAAUGAAGAUGCAGAAGGGGCAGCUGCAAGUGAACUGGAAAGCUCUAAUUUGGAAAGUAUCAAGUGUGAUUUGGAGAAAAGCAUGGAAGCUGGUUUGAAAAUUCACUCUCAUUUGAGUGGCAUCCAGAAAGAGAUUAAAUAUAGUGACUCAUUGCUUCAGAUGAAAGCAAAAGAAUAUGAACUCCUGGCCAAGGAGUUCAAUUCACUUCACAUUAGCAACAAAGAUGGGUGCCAGUUAAAAGAAAACAGAGCAAAGGAAUCUGAGGUUCCCAGCAGCAAUGGGGAGAUUCCUCCCUUUACUCAAAGGGUAUUUAGCAAUUACACAAAUGACACAGACUCGGACACUGGUAUCAGUUCUAACCACAGUCAGGACUCUGAAACAACUGUAGGAGAUGUGGUGUUGUUGUCAACGUAGUUCGAAUGGGUUCUUUCUGACCUGAUUUCAUGUUUUAACGUUUGUUUAAUUUAAUAGGAAACCUUAUUUUAAACACAACUUUCUGAAAAUAAAAGUAAAUCAUAUUAUAGUAUUCAAUAGUUAAUAAAAAGUAGAGAAAUGUGUUGUUUUUGAUGUGAGAUUUCCAAGGGGACUUUAAUUAUUACAAGUUUAAGCAAUGAACUAUUUAUUAUGACUGCAUCACAAAUAGCUUGUAAGUAUAGAACACAGAAAUAAUUUGAGGGAAUCACAUGAUAAUCUUCCAGAGUGUCUAUGGAAAAUGAUUUACAUAAACUUAAAAAGCAAUCUUCAAUAUUAGACAGUCCAAAUAUUCACACAUAAAGAAAUAGAAUUAAAAUGUGCUGUAAUAUAUAUUUUUCAACACCGUAUCAUAGGAAUUUUUAAAUCUGUAAAGUAUGUAGGAGCUACUCUGUUGUAACUGUAUUAAUUCAAAUUCUGGUUCUUUUAAUUGAUCCUUUGAUAAUACAACAUAUCAUGUAUAUCACUUCCUGAGCCCUUCUACCUGUUGAGACCUAUGAAACAGGCUGCUGUUGGGACAUGUAUAAAUAUUGGCAGGCAAUCAGACAUAUAUAGGGUACAGAUGAGGCACAGCCAAGUGCGGUGUACAAACAGCAAUUUUUAUAAAGAACCCUAAAAUUAUUAAGAGCUAUGCAUGGGUUUUUGCUAUCUGGCAAUACAGAUCUCCUGACCAAACCCAUGUUCUGUGCAGGUUUAUUCAUUAAGUGAGCGUUACAGAGAAAAUCAGAGUCAUAGUAUUGUUUUGUGUUCUGUCUACAAAAGUUGCAGUAAUAGAAUUUGGAAUCCUCUGUGAAUAAAUAGAAUUCUACCUACUAUAAUUAUUAGCAUUUUGUCUCUGAACCUACAGAGGGGAAAUCACAUAGACAAAAGACUUAUUUUACUAAAAAAAAAAAAAAAAAAAACUUAGUUCUUACUAAGCAAAAUCCCAAACACACUAGUAAGAAUCCAAGAAAUAAAAGUGAUUAUUUAGGUCUUAUCUUGACUGACAGUCAUUACUAUGGUGGACUAUGGUUUUGCUUGGUUUUUAAUUGGCAAUGUGCUUUCUUCUUUCUUCCUUCUUUUCCAACUUUCUUCUUAUCUGCCUUCCCACCUGCCUUUCUUCCUGUCUUUUCCUACCUUCAUUUCUCCUUCUCCUGUCUUCCCCUUAUCCUUUUCUUUCUUCCUGCCAAAACACAUGAUGCAAUUAUAAUAAAAUAAUUAAUUUUUAUUGUACUGUUAACUGAAUACUGCUGCAGUUUAUUUUUUAUUUAGCUUACACCUUUCCUGUAUGUCAGUGCAUAUGUAAGUAGAAAUAUUAUUUUACUUAAUUUUAAUAUAUGGACAUUAGUUGAGAGUCCCAAUCUUUCUCAUUUCUUCUCUUUUAUUCUUAUGCAUACUUUAGUGCAGGUUUUAACUCAGCUUCCUUAUUGUAUUACUUUCAGAAUUUGAAAAGUACUUUUUUUAAAGCAACGUUAUUGUUAACUCUUUUUUUUUUUUUUUUUUUUUUUUGAGACAGAGUUUCGCUCUUGUUACCCAGGCUGGAGUGCAGUGGCGCUAUCUCGGCUCACCGCAACCUCCGCCUCCUGCGUUCAGGCAAUUCUCCUGCCUCAGCCUCCUGAGUAGCUGGGAUUACAGGCACACGCCACCAUGCGCAGCUAAUUUUUUGUAUUUUUAGUAGGGACUGGGUUUCACCAUUGUUGACCAGGAUGGUCUCGAUCUCUUGACCUUGUGAUCCACCCGCCUCGGCCUACCAAAGAGCUGGGAUUACAGGCUUGAGCCACCGCGCCCGGCCUUGUUAACUCAUUUUUAAAAAUCUAUUGUUCCUUAAAUAUUCUUAAUGUAUGUGUUCGUUCCUGUCCUUUAACACAUCUUUGGGAAGAUAUUUAGAAUGUUCUUACUGUUUCAGUUUCGUGAGCAUUUAUACUAUGAUUUCUUGCACCAAAAAAUAUAUUUUUAGGUCAUAUUUCAAGUUAGCUGGUAAGAAAAAUAAAAGUUUCCAUUCCAUAGAAAAAUCCAGUGUUAAGAAGCGGUGAUUCUGACUUUUUUUGUUUUUGAAGAAAAGAUGGAAUUGAAUAGCCAUCAGUGGAAAGGAAAGUUCACCUGCUUAAGAAUCUAUAAAAUUAUUCCACAGUAUAAGCUACUGACAUAUAUUUAUUUUUCACUAAUGGGGAUCAAAUUCAGAAGAUCAUCAUAAAUGGUAAACCAAUUGUAACAUUUUCCUACAGUGGAAGUAAUCUCUUUGAAUUACUCUUAUCCUUAGUGAGAAAAUAAUGAAAUAAUAUGCUCAUCUAUUGGACUAAUUAUCUAAAUUCUAAGGGAGUUUUGAUAAGGAGUAGGCCUGGAGAGAUAAUUUCAUUUUAGAAACUUUGAAUUAACUUCUGCUUUUAUACAUUUAAGCACAGUAAGGCAUUUAAGGGUUAAUUCGUCUACAUUUUAUAGUAAAUAACAUUUGCAAGUCUUAGCACUAUCAUUGCUUUGUAAACUCAUUUUAGAAUAUCCAUUUGCUCAUUAGUCAUAAAAAUGUAUUUGUGUUUUGAUCAUUACAAUAAUUAAAUUUUAAUCAUUUAUCAGCUA
Molecule: messenger RNA, 4354 nt
Organism: Callithrix jacchus (white-tufted-ear marmoset)
Lineage: Eukaryota; Metazoa; Chordata; Mammalia; Primates; Cebidae
Gene: RASSF9
Product: Ras association domain family member 9
Biological process (GO): intracellular transport; signal transduction
Cellular component (GO): cytosol; recycling endosome; trans-Golgi network transport vesicle membrane
Source: RefSeq, a predicted model, not a curated record